Messenger RNA from Motacilla alba alba, 1592 nucleotides. RefSeq names its product cyclin B3 (gene CCNB3). Gene Ontology annotation, biological process: mitotic cell cycle phase transition; regulation of cyclin-dependent protein serine/threonine kinase activity. Gene Ontology annotation, cellular component: cytoplasm; nucleus; cyclin-dependent protein kinase holoenzyme complex. NCBI's taxonomy places the organism in Eukaryota, Metazoa, Chordata, Aves, Passeriformes, Motacillidae. The coding region runs from base 131 to 1414 and encodes 427 amino acids. The transcript is spliced from 12 exons. The record is from RefSeq and is a predicted model, not a curated record. Gene Ontology annotation, molecular function: cyclin-dependent protein serine/threonine kinase regulator activity.
CGCCGAUUGGCCGCCGCCUGGCACCGCCUCGCACUCUGAUUGGGCGAGGCUCGGCCAGUGCCGGCCGGCCGCUACCGAACUGCUACUUUCAAAAGCGCCGGGGCCGGCGGUGCGGCACAGCGCAGCGGGCAUGGCUUGCUCACAGAGACCAAGGGAGAGGAUGCCAUUGCCACGCAAUGCCAAGAUGCUGGCCGCCAAGCCGUCCCGAGCGGGCAAGGGGGGCCCUGCUGCAGAGAACGUGGAUCCUGAGAAGCCUCUAUUGCAGGAGGAGAGCUGUCAUGCCAAGAGGUCUUCAUCCUCACCCCAGGGCGGGCCCAAGAAGAGAUCAGCCUUCGGGGACAUCACCAAUGCUCGCAAGAACCAGGUGGCAGCAGGGAAGAAGGAGGCUGUGAAGGUUGCUCCACCCAAGGUGCAGAAGGCACAUAAUGCCUUAGGAGUGGCCAAGAACAAUGAGAUCAACCUAAAAAAGUCAAUGAAGAAAACUCCCCCAACAGCUCCUGCAGAGCCCAAAGUGGAUCCUGUGCCAGAGAAGCUGGCGUCUGUACAGGAACUGAAGCCCCCUGAGCAGAGGCAGGUGCCAGCAGUGGAGGACAUUGACAAGGAGCAGCUGGGUGACCCCUAUGCCAAUGCAGAGUACGCCAAGGAGAUCUUUGAAUACAUGCGGGAUAGAGAGGAAAAAUUCAUGCUUCCUGACUACAUGGAGAAGCAGACGGACAUCAGUGGGGACAUGCGUGCUAUCCUCGUGGACUGGAUGGUGGAGGUGCAGGAGAACUUUGAGCUGAACCAUGAGACGCUGUACCUGGCUGUGAAGCUAGUGGACCACUACCUGGUGGAGGUGGUGAGCAUGAGGGAGAAGCUGCAGCUCAUCGGCUCCACUGCCAUCCUCAUCGCCUCCAAAUUUGAGGAGCGGUGCCCACCGUGUGUGGAUGACUUCCUCUAUAUCUGUGAUGACGCCUACAAGCGGGAGGAGCUCAUUGCUAUGGAGAUGAGCAUCCUCAGCACCCUCAAGUUCGACAUCAACAUCCCCAUCCCCUACCGCUUCCUGCGGCGCUUUGCUAAGUGUGCCCGUGCCACCAUGGAGACACUGACGCUGGCCCGCUUCCUCUGCGAGAUGACGCUGCAGGAGUACGACUAUGCCCGUGAGAGCCCCUCGAAGCUGGCUGCCAGCUGCCUGCUGCUGGCACUGACCAUGAAGAACCUUGGGGGCUGGACCCCUACACUGGAGUACUACAGUGGGUACAGUGCCCAGGACCUGCACCCCCUGGUGAAGAGGCUGAAUUUCCUGCUCACAUACCAGCCCCGUGACAAGCUGAAUGCUGUGCGCAGCAAGUACUCGCACAGGGUCUUCUUUGAGGUUGCCAAAGUCACGCCCAUGGACAUGCUCAAGCUUGAGGAGAGACUCACUAGCUCCUAGCCCUACUCUGUGAAUAAGCCUGUAAAUAAUGGGGUACCCUCAAGCAGGGUGGUACCAUGUACAUAAGUAAUAGUAAUUAUAACUGAGGAAGAAGGGGGGGAAAAAAGUCAUGUGUAACUGUUAAUAAAAUGUGUUUGUUAUACGUGCUGGCACUGGAGACUAUGAGCCCCAGCACUGU